Nelumbo nucifera (sacred lotus) is the source of this 2201-nucleotide messenger RNA. RefSeq names its product homospermidine oxidase. The record is from RefSeq and is a predicted model, not a curated record. Gene Ontology annotation, molecular function: copper ion binding; quinone binding; primary methylamine oxidase activity. Lineage: Eukaryota; Viridiplantae; Streptophyta; Magnoliopsida; Proteales; Nelumbonaceae. Gene Ontology annotation, biological process: amine metabolic process.
UGUUGUUUCAUCCAUCAUCCAUGGCUAUGGCUUCCAUCGUCCGCACACUCUUUCUCUUAUUCUUCUUUCUCUUCUCUGUAGCCUCCCCCUCCACCUCAACCCACCACCACCACCACCCACUGGACCCACUCUCACCAUCCGAACUCGCCAACGUAAGCGCCAUAAUCAAAAGAUCGAACCCAAGCUCCACCCACAAACUAACCUUCCAGUACAUUGGGUUGGACGACCCAGACAAAUCAACUGUGAUUUCAUGGCUAUCAAAUCAGACCACCACUACUACAACCCCUCCUCGUCGAGCUUUCGUCAUCGCUCGCAUCGACCAACAAAGCCACGAAAUCACAGUCGACUUAUCGACCAACUCCAUUGUCUCCGAUCGAGUCUACACCGGAUACGGCUAUCCUCUGCUCACCCUCGAAGAACAGGCAGAGGCAGAUGAGCUGCCGAUGAAGUACGCACCAUUUCAAGCUUCAAUCAGAAAGAGAGGUCUCAAGUUAUCAGAAGUUGUGUGCCAGACGUUCUCAGUUGGGUGGUUUGGAGAAAGGAAACAGGGCAAGAGGCUGUUGAAGAUUCUGUGUUUUUACUUGGACGGAACAGUCAAUCUUUACAUGAGACCUAUAGAAGGCAUAACAGUUGUGGUUGAUCUUGAUGAGAUGAAGGUAGCCAAUUAUUACGACAGGUUCACAGUUCCGGUACCGAAAGCUGACGGAACCGAGUACCGAGCCUCGAAGCAGAAGCCGCCCUUUGGUCCAUCUCAUAACGGCAUGUCGGUCGUGCAAUCGGACGGACCAGGAUUCAAGAUUGAUGGACAUACUAUCAGGUGGGCCAACUGGGUCUUCCACCUGGGUUUCGACGCCCGAGCGGGUCCAAUCAUAUCAUUAGCUUCGAUCUACGACGUCGACAAGCAGAAAUUCCGACGAGUGAUGUACAAGGGAUAUGUGUCCGAGUUGUUCGUGCCAUACAUGGAUCCAACAUUUGAAUGGUACUACAAGACCUUCUUUGAUGCAGGAGAAUUCGGUUUCGGCCUCUGUUCGCUUUCACUCGAGCCCUUUACCGACUGCCCGGCCCAUGCCGAAUUCAUGGACGGGUAUUUCGCCGGCCGAGAUGGGCAGCCAAUAAAGAUAUCCAAUGUUAUUUGUGUCUUCCAGCGGUAUUCAGGAGAUAUCAUGUGGCGACAUACUGAAGCCGGUAUCCCAGGGAAAGUGAUAAGGGAGGUUCGACCGGAGGUGAACCUAGUGGUUAGGAUGGUUUCAACAGUGGGCAACUAUGACUAUAUCAUCGACUGGGAGUUCAAGCAAAGUGGCUCCAUCAAAUUUGGGGUUGGGCUCAGUGGUCUACUAGAAGUGAAGGGAGUGACGUACACUCACAGAGACCAGAUAAAAGAGAACGUUUACGGAACGUUGUUGGCAGAGAACACCGUCGGCGUAUAUCACGAUCACUUCGUAACCUAUUACCUUGACCUCGAUGUUGAUGGGGAAGACAACUCAUUCGUCCAGGGCAAGUUGAAAACAAUGAAGAUAACUGACAACAGCUCACCUCGCAAGAGCUACUGGACGGUCGUCAGCGAGACGGCAAGAACUGAAUCCGACGCACGGGUUCAGCUGGGUCUGCAGCCGGCCGAGUUUCUGGUGGUUAACCCAAAUGAGAAGACCAAGGUGGGGAACCAAGUGGGUUACCGUAUUCUUCCCGGGUCGCUGGCAGGACCCCUUCUAUCGGAUGAUGACUAUUCACAGAUCCGUGCCGGGUUUACGAAAUACCAAUUAUGGGUUACUCCGUAUAACAAAUCCGAGAAGUGGGCGGGUGGGCUGUAUGCGGACCAGAGCCGAGGGGGUGACGGUUUAUCCGUUUGGAGCUCCAGGAAUAGAGAGAUAGAGAACAAGGACAUCGUGUUGUGGUACACGUUGGGGUUUCAUCAUGUGCCAUACCAGGAGGAUUUUCCGGUAAUGCCGACGCUAAGCGGCGGUUUCGAGCUCCGACCAGCCAACUUCUUUGACAACAAUCCGGUGCUGAAAGCACAGCCUCCUAAGCGUGUAUCAUGGCCUAACUGCACUACAACGCAUAUAUAGCUGAAUUUGUUUGGUAUAGCUUUUAUUUAUUAAAUAAACAUUAGCAGUAAGUGAAUAGAUAUUCAAUUAUCAGGAGAAGUUUCUCCCAAUGGUUGGUGUACAUAUAAAUCAAAAUCCACUUUUAUGAAAAUAUCAAUG